Messenger RNA from Pyrus x bretschneideri (Chinese white pear), 905 nucleotides. RefSeq names its product late embryogenesis abundant protein At1g64065-like. NCBI's taxonomy places the organism in Eukaryota, Viridiplantae, Streptophyta, Magnoliopsida, Rosales, Rosaceae. The record is from RefSeq and is a predicted model, not a curated record. The coding region runs from base 78 to 722 and encodes 214 amino acids. The transcript has a single exon.
GUCAUUAACCAAAACUCUAAUUAAAUCCAGCACACCUUUACAUUUUUCUACAAUAUUUUUCUAAAGCCCCCAAAACAAUGGCAGAUCAAGAGAGCCAAAUCUGGCCAUUAGCACCAUCCAGAUUACACCGCAGAAGCGAUGAAGAAAACCCCACUUUCAAAGCCAUACGAAGAGAAAGAAGCAACAAAUGUUUCGUCUACGUCUUCGCAGGCAUCGUCCUUCAAAGCAUAGUCAUCCUUGUCUUUGCUUUGGUUGUUCUUCGUGUCAAACCCCCCGGUUUCAAUCUCAGCUCUGUCCAGAUCAAAACUCUGAAGUCCACAUCUUCUCCAGCAGCUUCGUUCAACGCAACGUUAUCUACUGAGAUGGCGAUAAAGAACAAAAACUUUGGGCAGUACAAGUUUGAGGGGAGUAGCGCGAGCUUGUGGUACGGAGAGUUCAAAGUCGGCGAAGCUAAAUUUGCAAAUGGAAGCGUGAAAGCGAGAGGGACUCGGAAGGUGAACGUGAGUAUUGAAGUGAGGUCUAAUAGGCUGCCUAAGGAUGUUCAAAAUGGUGGUUUAGGGAGUGAGAUUAAUUCUGGAUAUUUGAACAUUAGCAGCUAUGCAAAGAUUAGUGGGAGAGUGCAUCUGAUGAAUAUCAUGAAGAAGAGGAAGACUAUUGAUAUGAAUUGCACCAUGGUUCUUGUUUUGAAGAAUAAGACAGUUAAGGAUUUAGUAUGCAAAUAAUGAUUAUUUUAGGUAGUAUUUUUGUUAAUGAUAUUGGUAUAGUUUGUAUUUUGGGAUUUAGUUUACAGAUCUAGUUUCUAGAAAUUCAAUCAUUAAUUUGUUAAUUUGCUUGCUUAAUACUUGAUCCAAAUUUGUAUGUUGUAAUAUAUAUAUAUCUAUAAUACAUUUCAUCUUUCAUAGAAA